AUGUUUCAAGGGCAGCGCGGUUGGUUCAGCGGUAGCGUCAGCCGAGAGCUGAGGCAGUUCUGGGUGGCCGAAGGGGGGACAGUCAGCGACUCGCAGGCCGCUGAUUUCUUGUUCAGCUGUGACGCCUCGCACCCAGACACGCUGAGAAUAUAUGAAAGUCUUGAUUACAUAGAAGAUAAUGCUACAGUUUUUCAUGCCUACUAUCUCUCUGCAGUAGCCAAUGCUGAAAUUAAAAACUCGGUGGCUUUGGGUCAUUUCAUUCUUCCUCCUGCAUGCCUGCAAAAAGAAAUAAGAAGAAAAAUUGGUAGUUUUAUUUGGGAACAAGACCAGCAUUUUCUGAUAGAAAAGCCUGAUGAUAUAGCAUCAAAUAAAAUAAAAAGCAGUGAACUAGCAAUAGAGCACAAAAAAGAAUUAUCCAAAAGCACAGAAAAAAUUUUUAUAAGGACUCCAGUUGUAGAAAAGCAAAUGUACUUCCCUCUUCAGAAUUAUCCAGUGAACAACAUGGUAACAGGUUAUAUAUCAAUUGAUGCCAUGAAGAAGUUCCUUGGGGAGUUACAUGACUUCAUUCCUGGAAGCUCAGGAUAUUUGGCAUAUCAUGUUCAAAAUGAAAUUAACAUGUCUGCUAUAAAAAACAAAUUGAAAAGGAAAAUUUGAGUUAAAAUUUCCCUUGUAAACUAGGUAUUUAUUUUCUAUAAAAUAUUACCAAAGAUGUGCAUAAUUUAAAUACUCCCCUUUGGGUCUGAGGGAUAGGGAAAUGGGAAUAGUUCAUCUCUUCCACGACAUGUGUCUUUAGGAAAUCCAGAAUCCUUUUGAU
Molecule: messenger RNA, 814 nt
Organism: Sciurus carolinensis (gray squirrel)
Lineage: Eukaryota; Metazoa; Chordata; Mammalia; Rodentia; Sciuridae
Gene: Terb2
Product: telomere repeat binding bouquet formation protein 2
Exons: 7
Coding region: 1-654 (217 amino acids)
Biological process (GO): meiotic attachment of telomere to nuclear envelope; homologous chromosome pairing at meiosis
Cellular component (GO): nuclear inner membrane
Source: RefSeq, a predicted model, not a curated record